Heterobilharzia americana is the source of this 4102-nucleotide messenger RNA. The record is from the annotation of a GenBank genome assembly. Lineage: Eukaryota; Metazoa; Platyhelminthes; Trematoda; Strigeidida; Schistosomatidae.
GGCGGGAUAGACAGUAUGGUUGCUGUCUCCAUGUUGAUUUGUUUUCCAUUAGUUUUGUAGUCCAUAAAAGGCUUACGUUUCGUUUCAUUUACAUUGAGUUGUUUGAAGAAUAACCAUUUUGAGAUUUUUUUCUGAAGUCAGGUCACGAACUUCAUUUCCAUCACUUUUACAGCUAACUAUGCAUAUUUCGUUGUUAGACAUUAACACCAGUAGUUAACUAAACUGUUUUAUUGAUGAAAUCAAUAAGUUGUAGACUUACAUGUCUAAGGAUUAUCAGCUUUGAUGUUGGCAGCCACAUGUGACUUGCAAUUCGGUCGUACUUUGGGUAAUUCAGGCCACAUUCAAAAAGAAAAUUUAGGCAUAGUUUGAAUGACUUAGAGACUUCGAUUGCGUUUUUAUUUACCUUUCAUAAGCUAGUUGGAUAUCUACUUCAUGACGGUCUUCUAUAAAGUUACUUCUUGCGCUUGAAGAGUAUUAUUUUGAAUUACUAAUUUUUUGUCAUACAAAGAUCCUGGGUAUUCGAAAUAACUUUUUAACUCUGUUUUAGGUGUGCCUAGAAAGCAGUUAAAAUGAAUAAUUCCAUGGGGCAUUAUGGUUAUGCUUCGUCUUGUUCCGAACCACGAGGUUUGAACCCCAUGAAUGGCUCUUUCUAUUCAGGCUUUGGUUACAACUAUCCAAAACAGCAUCCUUAUUCUGAGACGCUGUCUGCAGGACGGAGUUCACUGCCUUCUAGAGUAUCAAAUCAAAGACGUGCUGCACCACCACAACCCCCGUCUCCACCUCCGUAUUUUGUCGUCAGGGCGCAUCGGAAUUCAAACCAACAGGAACCAAGUUAUAGGUCACAAGAGAAUCGUAUGAGUCGCCAAUCUUUUCCUCGUCCAGUGUCUCCAAUUCCACGGGGUCCAUCGCAAGUACUACCACAUAAUGGUCGAUCUGUAUCGAUGUCCAGAUUUGAACCAAGCUUACAUCCUACUUAUGAGGAGGAAAACUUCUACAACGAUAUGGACCAGGCUGAGAACUUUGAUCGCGCACCUAAUUCACGUCGUUAUGGUUCAAGUCAAACACGGCCAUCACUUGGGCGAUCCAGUUUCAUGGAGGUGUCACCAGAAAGGCCUCAUCGCCAUGAAGGGAAGUCUAGGUUCCAAUAUCCGAAUAGUGAAAUGAGAUCUUUCAUGGCUCCAAGACGAGGUGAACCAGGUGACCCUGAUGUGGAAAUGGAUGAAUGGGAUGCAAGGGGAUCACGACAUUUAUUUAAUAGGUCUUUUCCAACUGAUGAUUCUGCGAAUCGCGCUCUUCGUCGGCCUGAGUCGAAACCAAGAUUUCCGUUUCCAAGUUACGAUGCUAAGUCGUUUUCGACUCUGGGACCGGAAAAUGCCAUGGAUAUUGAAGAGUAUGGUCCAAGAGAAAGACGACCUUCAUUUGGAAGACCUAUUUAUCGAGAUGAUUCACCAAUUCGUUCUAUGCCCCGUCACCCUGAAGAGAAAUCAAGAUUCCAAUUUCCUAGCCAUGAUAUGCGACCAUUAACAACGCCGAGACGAGGUAGUGGUGGUGAUCUAGAAGAGGAUGGUGCAGAUAUGCUUCAGUUUGGCGUUAAUCGUUCCCGGCGAAUGCAUGACAUGGUUCCGGAUCAUUGUCUUUACCAGCGUCGUGAUGAUAUGCCAAGAUAUCAGUUAACAAGCCAUGAUACUAAGUCAUUUGCAACGCCGAGACGACGUGGAGUAAAUGAUGUGUCACCUAUCCAACCGAAUGGUUUCGGUGCUUACAGGUCACCACUUCCAGUCAUGUGCACGCCAAAAAUUGACCGUAGUUCUAUGGUCGAAGAUGAUAGGCGCUUGCCUCCUCUUCCUGCACCUUUACCGUCUCCUCGUGAAACCUUACUGUUGAAUGGAUCACCAUAUCCUCCUGGGCCAAUUGAAAAGAGGACAAUGCCAUUGUAUUUCUUGAAAAAAGCGAAACUUGCUAAGAAAGAACCAAUUCGAUCAAUAAAAGGAGGCAGAAGUCAAAUACUAAGGAAACUUCAAAGUAACCGUAGAAAGAGAUCACGUCGUAAUCAUUGUGAUAUUUGUGAAAGAAGAUUUUCAGAGAAAAGUGAACUGACUGAACAUUUUAAAUCGGAAUCGCAUAAAAAGAAUUUAUCAUUGUUUAAAGAAACAGUAGCUAAAAUUAAAGAAGAUGAAGGCGAUGAUGUUCCAGUGGAUGAACAAUCUUCUGAUGGAAAGAGUAUUAAAAUCUACUGUGGAUUGUGCAAAGAAUCAUUCAGUGCUAGAGCACGUUACACAGAGCACUUGUCGUUCAGACGACAUAAACUAAAUGCUCGAAUUCAUCAACUGUUCAAAGAUAGCAGAGCCAAUCGAACUGAACUGUCAACUGAGGAUCCGUUAGGUUCAUUUUGCCUUUAUAUAAAUUCAGUUGGGUAUGACAAUGUCAAGAGAUAAACGACCUUUCCGUUGUUCAUUGUGUAAUGAAAAUUUGAUUGGUGUAGAUGCUAUGGAAAAUCAUUUACAUAGUCUUGCUCAUCAAGAACUCUUCAAAAAGAAUACUGAUCCAAAUUGGAUAGUUCAAAAGACUGAUUCAUUGUCAUUCUUUGAUGUGAUUUUUGAACUUUGGAAAGCUUGUAAAGAUAAGUAUAAAAAGGAGUUGAAGAGAAUUGAGAAAGUUGGUGUUGGCUCAUCUAUAUGUGUGUGUGGUUUAGAACUGAAAAGUUUCGAUCACUAUAAGAAACACUUUCCAAAAGCGUUCCCUGAGGUUACAGUUCCAGUGGAUUCGGAUAAAUUUGCUGCAGCUGAAGAUGCCCGAAGAGUAUGGAGUUAUCGAAACACUUUCCGUGAAUGUAUCAAUUUGCUCAAGCUAUUCAAACUUCCUGAUGAUGUUAUUUUGGCGAAGAGGGAGAAUGCAAUGAAAAUCGCUAAAGAAGGCGGUAGUACUAAUCCAGUGACAGUGAUACCAUCAUCAGUAACGACUAGCUUAUCGGAAGCUGUCACAACAACAACAACAAGUACUACGACUGCUACUUCUACUACUGCUACUACUACUACUACUACGGAAGAGCAAGUUGAUACAUCUGAAUAACACUGCUACUGUAUUAGUAUCUGCCUUUUGUGUGUUUGUAAAUUAGCAAACAAAUUUUCAUCUAUGCAUUUACAAUAUUCAUCAUUAUUACUGUUGUUAUUAUUGUUGUUACCAAUCGUAAUGUUCACCUUUAUACCUUUAAUCCUUCAUUACAUAUUGAUUAAUAGUACUGUUUAAUCUUUUCUUUUACUUAACUGUCAAAUCAUCAUAGGUAAGAGUUAUGAAUGAAGUUGCCUUGGCAUUAUAGAUGGUCAUUGGAAGAAAAAAAAAGUCAAUAAUCAGUAGUGGAUGUAUAAAGCACAUUGGUAUUUACUUCAUAAUUUUUCACACUAUGGUCAAAGAAAGUACUUUGAAGAAUGUAACACAAGGUAGUAGUUGUGAUUAGUUGUAUACAGCAACUUUUAUUGCUCAUACCUAGUAGUGAAUUGAAUCAUUUUGAACUGUUCUAUUGUUCAACUUUAUGAGAGAGAGAGAGAAAGGGAGAGGUUACAAAAAUCCUAUCAAAGGAUGAGUAUACUACGCUGCAAUCCGUUCUAUCUUGUUGUAUACAAAACGAUUACAGGGUUUUGAUCAUAGAUGUCUUUGUAGCAUUGCUCACGUUUGGUGGAAUCACCGUGUGAGUAAUGUUGAGUUCAGGAGAAGAGUACUAGUCAAGAAGACAAAGUCAAUUUAUGUGGUCGUGAACCUUAGUCGAUCUGAGAUGUCUUGCAUGGGUACUGGGCAUGCUGAACCACCACUUAUAUUGAUGUGUCAUGCUAGGGGAUAUUGGAUUAGGUUUGAAGAUAAAGGGUUCAGUGUGGCCAGAUCAAAACCUGGCACCAGUCGAUGAAGUCCCUGAUUGUUGUUCCAAGCCGUGUGCAGAAGUGUAGAUUGCCUGCCGUAAUCGGGACUCUUAGUGACAUGGCUGUAAAUCGGUUACAGUUGGUCUCAUGUAUUCACUCCUUGAAUAUUGCACUAACUGAAAUCAUUAGAUUGGUUACUCUCUCACAAAAAUUUAUCUUUGAUAUCACUUUUUCUAUCCACCUGUUCUUUG